AUGGGUGGCUUCACCUGUUGUGUUCCAGGCUGUUAUAAAAACAGUACCAAGCACAAAGGUCUCGGGUUUUACAAGUUUCCCGUGAACAAAGCGCGGAGAAAGGAAUGGAUACGGCGUAUCGGCCGGAAAGGAAACAACGGCAAGUACUCUGAGUUUGUACCUACAGAUGGUCAUCGAGUCUGUGGUCUUCACUUCAAGAAUGGUGCGAAGACAUAUAUGGACCAUACCCCAACAGUCUUUCCACUAAAGCGCAGUGUUGACAGAGUUUCUCGGUCAACACGGUUGCAGAAAAAAGAGCCACAGCAACUGGAGCCCGAGUUGGUUGAGGAUGAGGCCAUGAACGAGGCUGAAGAAAGGGCUUCGUCACCUGAUCCAUCCACAGAAGAAAUGGCAUCCUACCCUGAGCAAGGCAGGGAUCACAAUUACGGACUGCCACCAGAGACAAAUGAUGACCCCCGAACAAUGCUCCUUCGACAGAAGAACAUCAUAGAGCAGCUCUUAGGAAGAGAAGAGGAACUUCAGGAACUCCUCAAAGCCAGGGAUGUGGAGCUUGCUGAGCUACGUGCAGAAUUCCACAAGAAAGAAGGGGAGUCAUCUCGCAGAGAGCUUGAACUUCUUGUGGAACGGAAUCGCAAUCAGUGGCUGCAGGGUUUGCAUCAGCAGCCUUGCUUGAAAGCUUCUACAAGAUAUUUGAGCCGGACAUGA
Messenger RNA from Ornithodoros turicata, 705 nucleotides. Its product is annotated as THAP domain-containing protein 11-like. Gene Ontology annotation, molecular function: RNA polymerase II cis-regulatory region sequence-specific DNA binding. The record is from RefSeq and is a predicted model, not a curated record. Gene Ontology annotation, biological process: regulation of transcription by RNA polymerase II. Bases 1 to 705 code for a protein of 234 amino acids. Gene Ontology annotation, cellular component: nucleoplasm. The transcript has 4 exons. Lineage: Eukaryota; Metazoa; Arthropoda; Arachnida; Ixodida; Argasidae.